GGUGGGAGGGAGGGAGGGAGAUUCCCGGGGGCCGCAUCCCGACCCAUCCCGAUCCAUGGAAUAAAGUGGCCCGUCCCGCCUCGCCUGCUUUUUUCUUCCCCCCCUUUUUUCCCGGCCAUGGAGGUGCUGGAGAGCGGGGAGCAGGCCCUCCUCACCUGGGACCGAAAGCUCAGCGAGCUGUCCGACCCGGGAGACUCCGACGUCCUGCUCUACAACACGCACUUCACAGAGCUCCUGGACGAGUUUUCCCAGAACGUCCUGGGCCAGCUCCUGAACGACCCCUUCCUGUCCGAGAAGAAUGAGCUGAUGGAGGUGGAGCUGUCCCCGGCGUCCCCGGCCCCCCUCAUCCAGGCGGAGCACAGCUACUCCCUCUGCGGGGACUCCCGCCCCCAGUCCCCGCUCACCCACAUUUCCACCGACGACAACUUCCAUGAAGCAGACCUGGAGGGCGAGGAAUGGUGCCUGGCGCCGGAGUUGACCCCAGAGGCCAUCAAGACGGAGCCGACGGCGUCGUGCGAGACCCCCGGGCUCGUCCCCUCCGUCACCCUGACCGUCACGGCCGGCCCCGGCCCUCUGGGGGAAGAGGAGCCCCAGCUGCAGAGCGAGGCUGGGAUCCAAUCCCCGAGCCACAAGGCUCUUCCCAAGAUUAAACUGGAGCCGCACGAAGUGGAUCAGUUCCUGAACCUCUCUUCUAAGGAAGCCAUGGACCCCCUGCAGUUGCCUCCGACCCCGCCCAGCAGUCACGGCAGUGACUCGGAGGGAAGUCAGAGCCCCGGCCGGUCUUUGCCGCCCUCCAGUCCGGUCCAGACCCAGUCAGCGGCCGUGAAAGUGACCCCGCGGGCCGCCUCGGCCCUGUCCAGCUCGCCGCUCCUGACGGCGCCCCAUAAGCUUCAGGGCUCAGGCCCUCUGAUCCUGACAGAGGAGGAGAAGCGGACAUUGAUCGCCGAGGGUUACCCCGUCCCCACCAAACUGCCCCUGACCAAAGCAGAGGAAAAGGCGCUGAAGAAAAUCCGAAGGAAAAUCAAGAACAAGAUCUCGGCCCAGGAAAGUCGGAGGAAGAAGAAAGAGUACAUGGACAGCCUAGAGAAAAAGGUGGAGUGCUGCUCCAACGAAAACAAUGAACUGCGCAAGAAGGUGGAAGUUCUGGAGAGCACCAACAGAACUCUCCUGCAGCAGCUCCAGAGGCUUCAGGCCAUGGUCGCCAGCAAGGUCUCCCGCUCCUGCAAAGCCGCCAGCACGCAGACAGGCACCUGCCUCAUGGUGGUGGUGCUCUGCUUCGCCCUCAUCUUCGGCAGCUUCUCCCAGGGCUCCGGGCCCUACCCGUCGGCCACCAAGAUGGUCCUGCCGAGCCGGCAUUCCACUCCCGAGUCGUACACCGCCUCCGUCGUGCGAUCGAGGAGCCUGUUAAUCUACGAAGAGCAUCCCCCGCUGGAGGAGCCGUACCGCACCGCCUCGUCCGUGGAACGCGGGGACGUCUGGGAGCGCUCCAGGGCUCCCCCCUUGCACGGGAUGUCGCUCCCCAAAGCCGAAGGGGAUGAGGGGGACGAAGUGGCCCGGUUCGUCCUAGCCAACCAGACCGGGCUGGAGAAGUCGGUGCUGUUAGAGCUGCAGCAACACCUGGUCAGCUCCAAGCUGGAGGCCAAUGAAACACUGAAGGUCAUCGAAAUCGACAGAACAGUCAACGCUACACUCUGAAGACCAUCCUCUUCCUAGGAAGCCAAGCCUGCUCUGGGCUUGCCCCCACCUACAACCAAGAGGCUGGCAGAGAGCCUUCACCCCGCCUCAGACAACAGGAGAGACCGGGACUGCAGAGGCCUCCCUUCUGUCCCCUUCCCCCAUUAUCCCCUCCCCUCCCCUCUUCCCUCUCCUCUGCCUUUUUUACACCUCUUUCCCCCCCCUCCUCCCUGCCCGGAGAUAGUAUUAGUGUGGAGGGAGGAGACCGAGAUCUACCAGCACGCCAGAAAGAGUGGGGUUUUUUUCCACCCUGUUUCGUUGGGGGAUGACCCAAGACGUUGAGGGCGGGGAGCUCAUUGGUUGAGUUGGGCGCAGGGGAGGAAGAGUCUUCAGAAGAGACAACCCGAUGGGACCGCUGGGGGGAUGACGGGCAGGUGACGAACCACUGGCUUUCCGGGCCGCUUCGACCCCGACGUGGGACAGCGGUUCCCAGAAGGCAGCAGGGUGGGAUCCGAACAUCUCCGAGGCCCCAGAUAGCCCCCGCUCCCGCUCCGCCGGUGCCCCAGCCUCAACCCGAACCUCCCUUCAGAUCCCGCCUCCCCUCACCCCUCGAAGAGAGCUUUCCUCAUGAGGAAAGCCCCUACUCCGCCUGCCCCAUCUGCUUUUGUCUCUCGUAGGCUUUCCCCUCCCAGCUCUGCCCGUAGGCCUCACUUCCCCAGGUCCUACUCGUUGUAAAUAGUAUUUAUUAGUUUUCCCGGCCUUCCCCGGGAGCAGCGCAAGGGAACAUUCUCGGUGCCCGAGUUCAGAGUUCCUACUCCAGGUUGCUCUGAACUCCCCCCACACCCCCCCCCAACCCAAAUUGGUGCCACUGAGGCGAUGAGGUGGCCGGGCCUGCCUCUACGCGCCUCAGGUCAGUGCUUAGGGAUGGGAACAGCGGGAGAAAGCAGGGGAAGCCCAGUGGAAAGAGCCCAGGACUGGGAGCCAGGAGGCCUGGGUUCUCUUCCCGGCUCUGCCACUUUCCUGCCGUG
Ornithorhynchus anatinus (platypus) is the source of this 2702-nucleotide messenger RNA. RefSeq names its product cAMP responsive element binding protein 3 like 2 (gene CREB3L2). Gene Ontology annotation, biological process: regulation of transcription by RNA polymerase II. Bases 118 to 1695 code for a protein of 525 amino acids. Gene Ontology annotation, molecular function: cAMP response element binding; DNA-binding transcription factor activity, RNA polymerase II-specific. The record is from RefSeq and is a predicted model, not a curated record. Lineage: Eukaryota; Metazoa; Chordata; Mammalia; Monotremata; Ornithorhynchidae. The transcript has 12 exons.